AUGGCCAACUGCGUGGAGGUCCUGUCUGAUGAUGAUGCGCCGUCAACGAGCGGGGGCUUUAAGUCGGCUGAUGGGGAGGACUGCCCGAUCUGUGCAGAGUGUUACACCAGUGAAGGGGACCACGUACCACAUUCAACUCGCUGCGGUCAUGUCUUCUGUGCAGCAUGCAUCAAGAAAUGGCUUCGGCAGAGCAAGACAUGUCCCAUCUGCAAGAAGAGGUGUACCAAAAAGGACCUCCGAAGGAUGUAUGUUCAGAACCUCCAUUGUGUGGACACUUCUCUUGUUGCCACACUGCGGCAAGAGGUCGAAAGGCACAAGCGAAUUGCUGCUGAGAGGAAGGAGCAGCACUUGAAAGCAGCUGCAGAGAGGGACGAGUGCAUUCGAGAGAAUAAGAGGCUGAAGCUUGAGCUGGCAAGCCUCACCAACUCAGUGGCACGGGGCACAAUUUUGUGCGCACCCCAGCAGGCUGCUGCAUCCAAUGCCAUUUGUGCAAUGCCACCCCCGCCGGGCAGCAGGAUGCCAAGCUGUAGCCGUCCACUCUUGUCAGAAGGCCAACAGCGAGUCAAUGGAGGCAGUCCUUAUCUGAGGGAGUACUGCACCGAGUCUAGAGGUGCACUUUGCUUUGACAUGAGUGGGGAGCAGGCAACGUUGUUGCUGCCAUCACAGCCAGGCCCUUGGCUAGCGGAUGCAUGGAUGAUCCGGCAGAUAAGCAUGAUCGCUCCACAAUCGGAGGGCCAGAUCCACUUGCCAGGCAGAGGCCCAGUGAGGGAUGUGCGGCUGUCGCCAUCUGCGCAGCGCCUGUGUGUGGCCAUCGACAAACGCAUCAGGGUUGUAUCCAUGACCAGUGGCCACGAGAUCGUGCAAAAGGAGCUGGCGUUCCCAGUUUUGAGCUGUGCUUGGGAGGCAGAGAAUAUGGUGUAUGCCGGAUUGGCUGUUGGCCGUGUCUCUGCCUUCGACCUAAGGAUGCCCUCCGGUCCCUUGCAAGAACUGAGCUCCCCACGGCGGCAGGGCCUGACGUCCCUGGCCUGCAUGCAUACUGGCGAAGUGAGGGCGCUGGUGGCGGCCAACAGCCAGAGCACCUACCUGUGGGACCUGCCCCUGCAGGAUGCUGCCGCUGCCUCUGAACCGCACGUGGUGUGCACCGUGGCGGGGACCAUCGAAUCCGUGGCUGUUGACCAGGGGACAGCGACACUGGCAGUCUCUGUGCGGCCCUGCGGGCCCCAAGGCACUGCCAUCCACAAGCUCUACAACUAUCAUGCCAGGGCACAGUGGACGGUGGGUCAGCUGCUGCCAUGGCACAGCCCAUCGAUUCUGGCUCCAGUUUCUGCAAGUUAG
Ostreobium quekettii is the source of this 1335-nucleotide messenger RNA. The record is from the annotation of a GenBank genome assembly. NCBI's taxonomy places the organism in Eukaryota, Viridiplantae, Chlorophyta, Ulvophyceae, Bryopsidales, Ostreobiaceae.